This is a messenger RNA of Durio zibethinus, 880 nucleotides long. RefSeq lists its product as uncharacterized. Gene Ontology annotation, molecular function: microtubule binding. NCBI's taxonomy places the organism in Eukaryota, Viridiplantae, Streptophyta, Magnoliopsida, Malvales, Malvaceae. The record is from RefSeq and is a predicted model, not a curated record. Gene Ontology annotation, biological process: cytoplasmic microtubule organization.
CCAAUGCAAGGGUAUUCUUGUCAUUUUACGAAACAAAACAAAAACAAUCCUUGGUCUCCGAUUUCGAAAAUCCGAAGAGGGGAAAGCUGCAGAGCAAAGCAAAGAACUCCAAUGGUGUGCGAGAAGUGCCAGAAGAAGCUAUCGAAGGUGAUCGUGCCUGAUAAAUGGAAGGAAGGCGCCUCCAACACCACCGAAAGUGGUGGCCGGAAAAUCAACGAGAAUAAGCUCCUCUCCAAAAAGCACAGGUGGACUCCUUAUGGAAAUACUAAGUGCCUCAUUUGCAAGCAGCAAGUGCAUCAAGACGCCAAGUAUUGUCACACUUGUGCUUAUUCCAAAGGGGUAUGUGCUAUGUGUGGUAAGCAAGUGCUUGACACCAAGCUUUACAAGCAGAGCAAUGUAUAAUAAGGUGUAGUAGCUGAUCUUCAAGUAGAUAUCAUUGUUGCUCUUUAUCAUUGAUAACUCACCAACGUGGUAACAGAGGCUGUAAACGAUCAUCAAACUGUUAAUGUUUAUGUUGUAUGUUUGUUGGUCUUCUUUCUGAUCAUUUGUAUUUCUUUCCUUUCAUGAUUUUACUAGCAAACAGAAUCCUUUCAAUAUAGGUAUGCCACUAAUCAUGUCUAUAGCUGGAGUAACAAGUGGUACUAAUUGCUCCAAAAUCGGUUUUCUUUUCAAUCAAGUUUGCAAGGGCCAAACUUUAAGUUGGGUUGACUAUGAUUUUAUUUAUGUUGACCAUGCAAUCGGUAGAUUUGUUAUUUAUCUGCUUCAUUGCAUGGGUAUUUAUUGGUUCCUUUCCCUUCCUUCCUGGAGGGAUGAUGCCUUGAGGCAUCUGGUUUGAGUAGCAUGCCACUUAAAUAGGGUUUAAAUUGGAAUGUAAAAGCCA